Molecule: messenger RNA, 510 nt
Organism: Dacryopinax primogenitus
Lineage: Eukaryota; Fungi; Basidiomycota; Dacrymycetes; Dacrymycetales; Dacrymycetaceae
Exons: 3
Biological process (GO): small GTPase-mediated signal transduction
Cellular component (GO): plasma membrane
Molecular function (GO): GTPase activity; GDP binding; GTP binding
Source: RefSeq, a predicted model, not a curated record
AGGAAGCGCAGAAUAUGCGUACUGGGGAGCAGGCAAGUCGGCAAAUCCGCCCUAGUGGUCCAAUACGUCGAGCACCAUUUCCUGCCCAAGUACUACCCCACCAUCGAGUCCACCUUCCACGCACCCCUGCAGUAUCACUCCCACCCUUAUUUGCUGGAGAUCGUCGACACUGCAGGGCAGGACGAGUACAGCAUGCUCGCUUCGCGCUAUGCGAUUGGCGUGCACGGGUUUGUCCUCGUGUACAGCGUCGCGAGCCGCCCGAGCUUCGAAAUGAUACGCGGACUGCAUGACAAGAUCAUGGCGUAUUACGGCGAGAGGGCUGAGGUACCGUGCGUCAUAGUCGGCCAGAAGCAGGACUUGGUCGAGCAGAAACUAGCCACACGUCAAGUGACACCCCAAGAAGGGCAAGCCCUAGCCAAAGAGAUCCACGCAUCGUGGAUCGAGACCUCCGCCUGCUCGAACCUCAACGUCUCCAAAGUCUUCGACAUGCUGCUCGAGGAUGUCGAGCGC